Messenger RNA from Loa loa (African eye worm), 1349 nucleotides. RefSeq lists its product as hypothetical. The transcript is spliced from 11 exons. The record is from RefSeq and is a predicted model, not a curated record. Bases 45 to 1349 code for a protein of 434 amino acids. NCBI's taxonomy places the organism in Eukaryota, Metazoa, Nematoda, Chromadorea, Rhabditida, Onchocercidae. Gene Ontology annotation, biological process: RNA polymerase I preinitiation complex assembly; transcription elongation by RNA polymerase I; nucleolar large rRNA transcription by RNA polymerase I. Gene Ontology annotation, molecular function: DNA binding. Gene Ontology annotation, cellular component: RNA polymerase I complex.
UUUAGGAUAUUUGAUGAGGUGUAACAUUGGAAUACAAGUUAAGCAUGAUAAAAGGAAUCAAGAUGGAGUGUGCUGCAGUAUCACCAGCCGAGAAUAUUACAGGAGGGAUGCCAGUCGACUUCAAGACCACGGGUGUUGUAGCUCGAUUAACAAAUAACAUGGCGGCAGAUGUUCAAUCAUUGAUAUUUCAGCGUCACAGAGUAGCAAAUGGCACAGCCGGAUAUGUCUACACUGCUAGGAAUGGUCUUGCAUCAGAAAAAGUCGUUCGUUUGGGACGUGAAGAAUGCUCGGAAGGCGAAGGAUGUGAUUAUGCGAUUGCAGUAAUCAACAGACGAACGGGGAAGACAGAUUAUUUGCCGACUAAACUAAUUUGUUUCGAAAAUGUUCCGGUAUCCGAUUUCCAAACAAUACUAGAUACUGGUUACAAAAGGAAAGUCGAUUAUUCCAUCGAUAACACUAUUAGCAGAGAAUCGUGGGCUGAUAAACGGCGUGCAUUGACACAUGAUUUUGGAUCAGUUAAAAGGGUUAAAAUACAGGAUGCUGCCAACCGGCGACAAAUUAAAGAUGAAACGUUGUCAGUUAUGCUCAACUCGGCAUUUGCGUCUGCAAAUAUGAAAAAGGAAGGUGAAACGGUGGAGAAAUCUGAAAUUUCAUUAUUAACAAAGGCUGAGAGUUCGGUGCUACCGAAAGCAAAUAUGGAUGGGAAAUCGCCAAGAGAAGUAUAUUUAUUUUCAAAUUUUUUGUCUGAUGCAGAAGUUAUAACAUUCAAAUCUGAAGCGUUUGAUCAUUUGAAUGAUUCAAGAAAAAAUCUUGUUGCAAAUGGGCUCUCUCCUCUUGUAUAUAAUCUGAUUGGUAAUAUUAGUACAAACACCGAAAGAACUUGUUAUUUAUUACUGUUGGAUGCUAUGAUACAUUGUUACAAGAUUUUGGCAAAACGUCGUUUCCUUUUACAAGACGAGUGGAUGCAGUUGCAGUAUCCAGUGACAGUACUUUCUAAAAUUCGUGAACUUUUUCUCCCUGGUGAAUUCGUUAGCGAAAAUAACAGAAGUAAGCAAAAGUUAGCAGUUAAUGUAAUGACCAAAGAUAGAUUAUUGGCGCACAUUUUAUGCUUGGCGAUUUUAUUAGAUUAUGAAAAUAUGACUUUACCAAUCACGCCGUGGGCUAAAGAACUUGGAACAGGCGAGCCAAAGAUUACCAAAAUUGCAGCUGCACUUGGUUGCAACAUAAGCGCAGCAACAGCAUCAGAAGGUGUUCGUUUAGGAACCAUACGAAUAGCACGGUUAGUUGGACCACCACAGCCAUCAAAAAGACGAUUUUCUGGACGAACUAGUGCUGGAAGAGGUCGCUAA